CGAGCCAGAUUAGCGAAGGCUACGGCGGUUCUCUUACCAUGGGGCUGUGCGAAGGCUUCGUCAAAGGUGGCUACUGGUUCGGUUGUAACAUUCUGUGGCAGGCAGCGGAGUCAGAGCGCCACUUAGGUUGGGACAAAUUUAGUGGCGGGAAACAAGGAAUAAUGCGCCUCGAGGACGCGCGAAUCAAACAUCAGCGGCGGAAGACGCCUCGAGGAUGUCUCCCGCGAAGCUGCCUUAUCCUUUCACUCCGCCGAUUCCCUCUGGCGUGGCGUGACAACGCAGCAGCCAGCGAGGCUCGCAAUUUGAAACCCCAAUCCCAGGGGAGCAGAGGGUCUCAGCUCAGGCUGAGGCUGAGAUUCGAGCCGAUCAGUUUCCGGUAGUUUCUCAUCGAGUCUGCGGCAAAGUGAAACGAAUUUCUGCCUUUAGAACACUAGCGGGACUUCCUUUGCAAUACCAGCAUGGAUUCAAAUGCGGAAACCACUCCUCGUGAAGUGGCGAAGAUCGACAACACCGCGUCAACGAGAACCAGCUCUCCGAGCAGGAUUAGAGGCAUAGGCAGAUUUGGCACGCCUAACACGGUGAUCUCUUACGGAUCGCAUGGCGUCGCCAAGUCAGCUUCCGACCCUGACUCUCUUCUUCCGGUUAGCAACAACAAGGCUAUCAGCGACACAUGCAGCAGUGAGCCUGUCAGUAGUAACUGCUGCAGCAGCGUGAGCGGUAUCGUGUCUCUGAAGAGCGUGAGGCCUCUGCUGGAGACUCUGGUUAAGCAGAAGGCGGAGUCAGCCGUAUUUUCCGCUGCAGCCGCCAGCAGAGGCAUUGGAAGAUUCGGCAAGCCUGUCCACGUGGCGUCUUUUAGGUCACGCCGUGCCAACAGGCCCUUCUGCUUCAAGCCGCCUCAGUCUCACGUGCAUGCUGACAGCAAGGCGCCGUCCAACGACGACUGUUGCAACAGCGUUGUAUUUAAGAGCAUGAGACCGCUGCUGGCGAAUCUGGCGAAAGAGAAGGAGACGUCUUCCCAAGUCUUGUGUAUUGGCAAUCAGACUCUGAAAGCGAAGAAGGUGCAGCAGAGCAAUGCAUCGGUGGACGUGAAGAGGCGUGGAAUCGGCCGUUUCAGAAGGGAAGUUUCUGCUUGUCAGGCUGCUAAUGCGUCCCCUUCUCCGUGCACAUCACGUGCUGCGUUACCAGCGGUUGCAACUACAACGAAGGUGACUCAAGCGGGCGUGCCUCCUCCAGCGGCUGCAGUAGCAUUGGUAGCAGGUGCCAGUGCGUCAGUGUUGACCCCAGCUGCUGGGGCCGACCAUGUGGUGCACAAGGAAGAGGUGCCUGGCACCAACUCAAGCAGAACCUCUGGCAACAACCCUAGCAGCAACCCUGGCAACAGCAGCAGCAGCAGAAGCAAGGAGCGUGUGCGUCUCCUAAGGAGUAUGCGGUCCAUGGUGCGGGAUCUGGUGAAGGAGAGAGCAGAGGUGAGGGGGAGGGAAGGAGAACCUGCCAAUCGUGUGGCUGACAGUCACCGAUCCACCAGGCGUCGUCUCAAGCAAGUCCUGAUGCAGCUGGCCGUGCAACGUGUGGAAGCCAGCCGUUCUUGUGAGGUGAAUGGGACGGAGGUCGGCUAGAGUGGAGGAGGGGGGCUUACUACCACAGCAAGCAGGUUCCACGCAGGUUGAGGUCGGAGUAGCUCAUGGGAGGGAGGGAAGAAGCAGGUAGGUGCGCGAGGAUUGGCCAGUCAGUACCCAGAAGCCAGUGAUAUUAGCGGAUUGGGGGAAGCAGCAGGUGGAAAGGAGGGAGUUUCCUGCCAGUGAGAUUCCAGUCAGGGAGUUCCCAGUGGUGGCGUUUUGAGUGCAUGAGGGACAAUUGAGGUGGCUGGUGAAGCAGCAGGGAGCAGGGAAGAUCCUCUUACGUUACGAGGACCGCUUCGGGGUAACCUUAUUGGGUGCAAGCAUGGCCAUACCAUAUCGCGUGUCAGCAGUUGUAUGCUGGCAUGGCAUGGCAAGUGAUGGAGUUGUUCGUUUUCAGGCAAGCCUGGUGCAGCAACCACAGCAAGGGGUCAUCGUCUUGGGUUGAUUCUGUUGGCACUUUGGUGUCUCGGUGGUACAUCGUUCACUGGUGCUUGACUGGUUGCAAAGCCCUAGAUGACCAUGGUUGGUGUGCCUCGUCCCAAGUGUGUAGUGUACA
Closterium sp. NIES-67 is the source of this 2175-nucleotide messenger RNA. Lineage: Eukaryota; Viridiplantae; Streptophyta; Zygnematophyceae; Desmidiales; Closteriaceae. The record is from the annotation of a GenBank genome assembly.